Messenger RNA from Mya arenaria, 5941 nucleotides. RefSeq names its product kinesin-like protein KIF6. The record is from RefSeq and is a predicted model, not a curated record. Gene Ontology annotation, biological process: microtubule-based movement; mitotic spindle organization. Gene Ontology annotation, molecular function: microtubule motor activity; ATP binding; microtubule binding. The transcript has 22 exons. Bases 95 to 2632 code for a protein of 845 amino acids. NCBI's taxonomy places the organism in Eukaryota, Metazoa, Mollusca, Bivalvia, Myida, Myidae.
UGAUUGUCAAUGUAAACAAUUUGAUAAAUGGUGUUGUUUCAUUUAAUGUCAUGAUAUUUAGCGUUUCCUUAUUUACAAAACCAAUCUUUUCAUCAUGGUGAAACAAACCAUUCAAAUAUUCUCUAGAAUCAAACCAACAAAAUCAAAAGCUGGGUUAUAUCACAUCGAUGAAGAUGAUGAAGGAUUACCCAGACUCACUUUUAACAUUCCCAGAGACCUUGCUGAGGGAUUUAUCAACAACAAAAAAGAAAAUUAUAAAUUUAGGUUUCAAAAAGUGUUUGAUCAAAACUCAAAGCAAGAUGAAAUUUUUGACAAUGUUGCAAAGCCAGUUAUAGAUAAUGUGUUGCAAGGAUACAAUGGAACAAUCUUUGCUUAUGGACAGACCGGGAGUGGGAAGACAUUCACCAUCACUGGUGGAGCAGAGAAGUACAACGACAGAGGAAUCAUUCCCAGGAUGCUCUCCUAUAUAUUCGAAUAUUUUGAGCAGAACUCAGAUCGGGCCUUUACGGCUCAUAUCUCGUACCUUGAGAUCUACAAUGAGAGUGGCUAUGAUCUGCUGGAUCCAAAACAUGAAGCUGCAAAAUUAGAAGACUUGCCAAAGGUGAGCCUACUGGAGGAUUCAGACCAGAACAUCCACCUGAAAAACUUGUCUGUGCACCAGGCCAGCAAUGAGGAGGAGGCACUAAAUCUGCUGUUCCUUGGGGAUACAAAUAGAAUGAUAGCUGAGACCCCUAUGAACCAGGCGUCCACCCGCUCCCACUGUAUAUUUACUAUUCAUCUGACCUCGAGGGAACAUGGCUCUGCCACCCUACGUAGAGCCAAACUUCACCUGGUGGAUUUGGCUGGUUCAGAGAGGGUGUCAAAGACUGGAGUUAAUGGCGUGCUGCUAGCGGAGGCGAAAUACAUCAACUUGUCUCUACACUUCCUGGAACAGGUGAUUAUCUCGCUGUCAGACAAGAGUCGUUCACACAUCCCAUACCGUAACUCAAUGAUGACCUCAGUGCUACGAGACAGUCUCGGGGGAAACUGUAUGACCACCAUGAUCGCCACAUGCUCCAUAGACAAGAGGAACAUGGAUGAGUCAAUAUCCACAUGCCGUUUUGCGCAGCGUGUGGCCAUGAUCAAGAAUGAUGUGAUGGUAAAUGAGGAGAUGGACCCCAAACUUCUUGUGCAGAAACUCAAGCGCGAGAUCCAGCAACUCCGGGAGGAACUUGCCAUGGCAACUGGGGAACAGCGUACAGAUGAGUUGUCCCCAGAGGACCUUGAUAGGUGUGAGGAUGCUGUGAAGGCAUACCUGGCUGAUGCUGAUCCAGAGGCCAUGAUAAAUGUUGGCACUGACAUGAGGAAAAUACACACAUGCUUCAGAAUACUUAAGAAGCGAGUGUUGGAGCGCCCCAGUCCUUCCCCACACAAGCCUCCUACGCCAGCCCCGAUGGAAGCCCCUGAGCCUCCUGUAGACACAGGUCCAUACAGUGAUACAGAAAACAACAGGCUUAAACAGCUUGUGGUCCAACGGGACAAUGAAAUCAAUAUUUUGGUAAACAUGUUGAAGAAGGAGAAGAAGCGCGUAAAGGAUGCCUCCCUGCAGCUCGAGAAGCUCGGGCAACGGCCUCCUUCCAGCGCACGUGGUGAGGGGUACAGUGAAAGUUUUUCCACAUCAACAAGUGAAAGUCGAGUGAAUGGUCACGUAUCAGCCGGGUCACGGGCAAACACUGGCAACUCAGAUGACUGGAGACGACCACCUGUAGGUGCACCUAUCAAUCAAGAAAAACAGAGACAGCGAAGGGAAAAUGAUGCAAAAGUCAAAAAAAAAAUAUUAGGAGACAUGUCAGUGGGUCGUCAGGAAGCAUUUGAGUUAUUCCGGCGGGAUUACCAUGAGAAUCAGAAGAUAGAACACAACAAGCAGGUGCUCAAACAGUGUUAUGCCGAGGCGAAGUCACUCGGAGAGAAAGUCAACACUCUCAGACAUUCUAUCAAUCAUUUGAAAAGUCAAAUAGAACAUCACAGGAUGACAAUUGCAAUGCAAGGUCUGAGUGAGUCCCAAAGCCUGGAACCAGAUGAGGAGGAGGUGAGGCUGAGGGGCCGGAUGGAGGAGGAGAAGGCCAGUUACAAGGAGACAUUUAACCGUCUGAAGACAUUGAAGACAGAGAUAGAACACCUACAGCACUUGCUGGAGAAGGCCAAGGUGAAACUGAUGAAGGACUUUGAGCUCUGGUGGGCAGAUCAGGUCUCUCUCUCACAGCAGCAAGAGAACCAGGGCAGUGUGGGAAGUGGUAACACAGGUACAGUGCGGAACGCAUGGGCGACACCACCAGCCAACAUAUCCAGAGGUCGGACCCCCUCCCCUGCCCCUUCAGACACCUCCCAGGGGGGCUUGCCCCAGGGUGGGAGACUUGGGCGUGUCAGAGGAGGGGUUGCAGGCAGUAUAGCUACGCAGCUGCGGGCUUCCAAUAGUGCUGAUGGGCGGAUAAAUGAGGAGAGCCCGCCAAGAAAACAGUUACUUGGCAGCAGCAGUAGCACAAGGUCCAGUCCAUCAGGUCUCCGACUGACAGGGGAUCCUCAGGCAGAUGCUGACAUCAUGGCCUUUGUCAAGGCCAGACAGAACAUACUACAGCAAACCCAGAAGCGAUGACAGCCUUAUCAUGGAAGGAAUGUGAACUCAGAUAAGAGAAAAUGCCUGCCGAGGCUUAAUGAACUGUGGUGCAACAUGAUGGAUUAUAUGUGUUCCAAACAUAUCAAACUAUACUGUGUUGAUGCACUCCAUUGGUGCAUUAACUUCCAUAGCAGAAAACAAUAAUGUGGAGGCGCUACAUUUAUUCAUUAACUUCCAUAGUAGAGAUCAAUGUCUUACCGUUUGAUUAUGUACCAUGUUAGAAGUGCUUUGUAUACUGGACAAAAGAACAAAGUCUAACAUAACAUGACAGUAUCCUUUAGAAAUUUCAGUUUUGUCAGUAUAAUGUCUAUAGCAUGAAUUGAUAAGCAAUGUUGUUGGUACCAUUUGUUAACUGUGGUAGUAUUGCUUGAGCCAGGUAUUAUUGCUUUUUAAUUGCUCAGUCAUUUUAUAUGUAUAGAUUUGACCUUAUAAAGGUGUUUUCAUAUUUAUUCAAAAUAUUCUUCUUUUAGAAUAAAAUAAUGUGACAUUGAAUGAUUAUGACAAAGAAUCCUAUUGCAGCAGUCAGGUUAUCGAUGAAAACAAGAUUUAUCCAGUGAUCAGAUAUUAUGUGAUGUACAAACAGCUGAUCACGAUAAGUCAAAGUAAAUUAGUGACCCUUUUUGAGUGUAUUUCAACAUAACAAAGAAUGGAUGCUUAUGAGGCACAAUACUUAUCAAACAUUGGAAAUCACAAGACUCAUAUUAGCUGACAAUGUCACAAAUGUGUUGAAAUGUCCGUCCUUUAACGUUUAUAAGAAUGUGAUCCAGUAAAUCAGCAACUGCAGAGCUUUCCCUUCACUCCCAAGUUCUUGAAGCCUUCUUAUAUUUCCAGUAUGAUGAAGGGUUGUGGUCAUUGAAUAAUGUCAGCCUGUGCAUGUAAACUAGCCUGAUGUUCUUGUCCUCACUUAGGUAAAUCAUUGUGUUAUAAAAAAUUCUUAGGCUGAAGAAUGAACUUAGAAUGAAUAUUUCUUUCUGCACUCAUAAUAUGGCUUAUACCUACAGUGUAUAUCUGCUGAUGUUUGUGCAUAUAAUCAUUUGGCUCGUCUUUUUAGCUUGACUAUUUGUAGUUGAAGGAGGCUUUAUUACUCACCCCUGUAUGGGUUGGUGUCGGCAUCCGGUUAGAAUUUUAGGGUAAGUUGGCAAUCUCAGUUAUAACUUCAUUACCCUUUAUUCAGUUCACUUUAAACUUUUUUUAACAGUUUUUCAGGACCAUCACACAAUUAGGUUACAUAUUUCCAUAUUAACCCUUUUAUUAUGGCCUUGAUUGACUUUUGAAAAAAACAAACACUUCUUUUCUAUUGCUUUUGACAGGCAAAUUUCUAAUAUUUUUCACCAAAGUUAGAUCUGGUUAUUAGAAUGGUGUACGCUGUUGUUAGGGCGGGCCCGAAUGAGUGUCAAACUCACCUAUUGUAUAAAACAAUUUUAGUUAGGUUUGACAAAUGGUGACCAGACUUGGUAUAUAAAUGUAUGAGAAGAGUUUAUGAAGACCUUUCAUGGGAUUGCAUAAUUGGCCCUUAGGGUCAAGGUCACUGUUACUGAAAAUAGAAAAGUAGUUGGUAAUGAAUAACUUUAAUAAGGGUUGACAUAAUUUCAUUCAAACUUUGUAUAUAGGAAGAGUUUAUAUAGACCUUUCAUGGGAAUGUGUUUAGAGCUCCGUGGUCACGUUCAAAGUCACUGUUGCUAAAAUAGAUAAAUGGUAAGUAAAUUAAUAACUUUUGUUUUGGUUGACAUAUUGUGAGCAAACUUGGUAUAUAGGAAGAGUUUAUAAAGAUCUUUUAUGGGUUUGUAUAAGGGGCUCCUAGGGUCAAGGUCACUGUAACUAAAAUAGAAAAAUGGUUGGUACUGAAUUACUGUAGUUAGGGGUGAUAUAUUGCAACCAAACUUGGUAUAUAGGAAGAGUGUACUUAGAACUUUCAUGGGAUUGAAUUUGGGACCCUAGGGUCAAGGUCAAGGACACUGUUACUAAAAAUAGGUAACCAUUUGGUACUGAAUAACUUUAGUUAGGGUCGACAUAUUGUGAACAAACUUGGUAUGUAAGAAGUGUUUAUGGAGGACUUCCAUGGGGUUGCAUUUUGGGCCCCUAGGCUCAAGGUACGGUCACUGUUAAUUGAAGUAGAAAAAAAACCCAGUUAAAACUGAAUCUCACAACAAAGGCUUAAGUUCUUCUGUCAAUCACCUGGUUUCGUUGCAUUGCGGCAUUUCUUACUUUUUAAUUUAUCAUUUGUUUUUGACAGACACAUAUUAAAUCAUUAUUGUAUUCAUUUCUAAGACAAAACGAGAUAUAGUCGAGCGCACUGUUCUAUGGCAGCACUUGUUUUCAAUUGAAAAAAGCUCUAGAAUUGGCAUAUUCAUAGUAUUUGUGUUUUUGGCAGCGGCCUGGUAGUCAUUGGUAUCAUGGAAAAAAACAUUAUGUUGCCUUUUACUUGGAACCUGAUAUUUACAUUAUCUCAACAUAUCUUGAUAUACAGGCAACUUAUAAAUAUGCCAGGUUUAAAUUGUUUCAUAUGUUUAUGCUUAAUGCAUAAUUUACAUUGAUAAAUGAUUUACUUACUGUAGCAAGUCCCAUAACUCUGGCUUAAACAUUUGUCAAAGGUAGGAUUUUUGUUGAACCUGAAAGGACAAUCAACGAGUGGUGACAUCACCUGGAGGGUGUCUUGUUUAUGCAAGUCUAGUAAAUACUUAUAUACAAUUAUAAACAUGCAAUGCCUGAAUGUAAGAUUGAUCAUGAGAAAGAACUCCUUCUGCCUAGAUCAUAUCACACUUUUUCAAAUACAUUAAUGUUAAAAUAUGAAGUUUGAUAUUAUGUAUAAGAAAAAGAAAAACAUUGAAUGAUAUAUAAAGUAAUUUUUCAAAUUAGAAUUCACCCAAAAAUUGGAGUUUUAAAUUGCAUUAUUCCAUUCAUAUUUUUAUGGUGCUUACCUGUAAAUAACGAACCAAUUGACAUAAAGUAAGUUGGCUUAUACUUACAGUAUUACUUAAACACUGCUGAUUGUGUACCGGUAUUAAAAAAAUAAUGCUAUUUUCUAAGGGAAUCUUUAUUGACAUUUAAGGUUUAAUAUUUGACAAGGACUUGUAUAAUCUACUGCCUACAGCUGUGAUAAGAAACAAAGAUUUGAUUUAUUUUGUUGUUUUCCAUUCCAUGUUAGUGAUAUUAUAUUAUUGUUUUAGUGUAGUGUUUAUACAUGUACAUUGCCAUGUGGUUCAAGUAAAUACGUAGUUUUGUAUAUAUUGCACAACUUUGUGUACUUAUUUAUUGAUAUAAAUGAAUAAAAUACAGUGGACCAAGUCA